ACCUUUGACACUGUAACAAUAACCACACUGCCACCUGUCCACCACCACUACUAAAUCCAUUUUUUAACUAAUCCAUACAUUCAAUAUAACCCAAUUAAAAAAAAAAAUCGGGAUUCAUUCUGUUCUGAGUCUCAUAUCUGCAACCCGGUCUCCUCACCCACUCACAUCCGCUGCAACUGCAACUCGGUAAUAUUUGAUUCAAACUAGAUCUGGUAACAUGAUACAUGAGCAAUGGAUCCAUUCUCGGUUGCUAACUUUACAACUCUUGCGGAUUCAUCCAUCCCACCAAUUUGAACCAGCUUAUCCUUUAAAUUCAUGCUUCAUCCAUCCCUUUAAUUUAUUCCCACUAUCAUCGGUUUUAUUAUUUCUUUAAUAUAUUUUUAAAUUUUUGGUUUAGUUGUUUACUGAUUUGUUGUUAGAAUUUUGAUAGCACUAGAAAAGAUGGGGCUGGAUAGUGUAAACAUUACAUGCAAGGUUUUAAAUACUAUGAAUUAAGCUCUUAAUUGAAUACAGAAAUUUUAUUGAAAACAGAGGAAACAUGAUGGAAGCAGAUCAUGAAGAUGGAAGUUAUGAUAGGAACAAGGAAUUAAAGCUUCUUGAUGAAACAAAAGCAGGUGUGAAGGGUCUUGUUGAUGCUGGUUUGACUAAGUUACCAAAGAUAUUCGUUCAUGACGGCCAUAAAGUCAACAUUUCUUCUUCUUCCUCUGCUACCAAUGUUAGUAUUCCAGUUAUUGAUUUGGGAUUACUACACGAAGAAGGUAAUUCACGCCAUGAGAUCAUUCAGAAAGUCAAAGAUGCGGGUGAGAAAUGGGAUUUCUUUCAAGUGGUCAACUGUGAUAUUCCACCAUGUGUUUUGGAUGAAAUGCUUGAUGGGGUACGUAGAUUUCAUGAGCAAGAUGCUGAGGUGAAGGGAUAAUUUUAUUCACGUCAUAUUACAAGGAGAGUGUUCUACAACACCAACUUCAAUUUUUAGAAAGCUUCAGAGGUUAAUUGAAGGGACACCCUCUCUUGUCUAUUGGCACCAGGGCCCCUUGACCGUCACCAACUCCCUUCCAUUUGCAGGUAUAUGGAGAAAGACUAGAACUCUAGCCUAGUUGUUGAUUUGGUAGAGACUCACAUGUAUUUUGUCAUCGUAUAAAGUUGAUAAUUGAGAACUGUAAGAUAAUUUGAUUUGAUAUGUUUGCAGAGAAGUAACAAUUAAGUACUUAGAUCA
Molecule: messenger RNA, 1213 nt
Organism: Arachis stenosperma
Lineage: Eukaryota; Viridiplantae; Streptophyta; Magnoliopsida; Fabales; Fabaceae
Product: 1-aminocyclopropane-1-carboxylate oxidase homolog
Exons: 1
Coding region: 539-916 (125 amino acids)
Source: RefSeq, a predicted model, not a curated record